Molecule: messenger RNA, 2003 nt
Organism: Salarias fasciatus (jewelled blenny)
Lineage: Eukaryota; Metazoa; Chordata; Actinopteri; Blenniiformes; Blenniidae
Gene: stoml2
Product: stomatin (EPB72)-like 2
Exons: 10
Coding region: 108-1166 (352 amino acids)
Biological process (GO): mitochondrion organization
Cellular component (GO): mitochondrion; membrane
Source: RefSeq, a predicted model, not a curated record
UGUAACAUUUCCUGCUGGUAAAGGGUCACUCACAUGAGCGCAGAGUUUGGACCAAAUUUCUCUUGAAGCUCACAUUUCUGCCGACAGUAACGUAGCCGUGGAACAAGAUGCUGCGCUCGCUGUGUCGGACCGGCGGACUCAUUCUGCAGCAGACCCAGCGGACCGCGCCGAGGCUGUGGGUGACGCCGGCGCAGCAGCGAUGGGCGUCCAGCCUGCCCAUGAACACGGUGGUCCUGUUUGUCCCUCAGCAGGAAGCCUGGGUGGUCGAGAGGAUGGGCCGCUUCCACCGCAUCUUAGAACCGGGUUUAAACUUCCUCAUCCCGCUUCUAGACAGAAUCCGCUAUGUGCAGAGUCUCAAAGAAAUAGUGAUCGAUGUUCCCGAGCAAUCAGCAGUGUCUCUCGAUAAUGUAACGCUACAGAUCGAUGGAGUGCUGUACUUGAGAAUUCUCGACCCUUUUAAGGCCAGCUACGGCGUCGAGGAGCCAGAAUACGCAGUCACACAGCUGGCGCAGACCACCAUGCGGUCGGAACUGGGAAAACUGACACUGGACAAAGUCUUCCGGGAAAGGGAAUCCCUCAACUCCAACAUCGUCCACUCCAUCAACCAGGCAUCAGACGAGUGGGGGAUCCGCUGCCUCCGCUACGAAAUCAAAGACAUCCACGUGCCGCCUCGCGUAAAGGAAUCCAUGCAGAUGCAGGUGGAGGCCGAGCGGAAAAAGAGAGCCACGGUGCUGGAGUCCGAAGGAACAAGGGAAGCAGCCAUUAAUGUUGCCGAAGGUCGUAAACAAGCCCAGAUCCUGGCUUCAGAGGGACAGAAAGCAGAGCAGAUCAAUAAAGCAGCUGGUGAAGCCCAAGCAGUUUUAGUCAAAGCGGAGGCGAAGGCCAAAGCCAUCACCCUCCUGUCAGACGCUCUGACUCAGCAAAAUGGAAAUGCUGCCGCUUCCCUGACUGUGGCCGAGCAGUACGUAUCUGCGUUUUCCAACCUCGCCAAGGAGUCCAACACCAUCCUGCUUCCCUCCAAUACCGGGGACAUCAGUGGAAUGGUCUCACAGGCUAUGACCAUUUACAGUACAUUGGCAAAGGCGAGUCCAAAAGCACCUCCAGAGGAGCCGCAGCCGAGCAGUGAGGAGGUCCGAACCGAGCCCGAGGAGCAGAGGAAUCACUAACAGACUCUCAACCAGAAGGAUUUGUUUGAGUUGCUGGGGCUCAGAGUUACCACUGUGUGAGCUCCUACUGAUCCAUCAGGAGGAAAAAAACACCAAAUCAUAUAAACUCUUCCCAGUUCUGGAUGGAGCCCCGUCGUUAAACUAAGUUUUCCAAGCGGAUUUGUCAUCUUUGCUGUCUGUUGUUUUGGUUCAAUCCUUGUCUGAUUUGGAAAGUAAGAUCAGCCAGUAGCCACACGAGUUACUCCGGCAGGCUGAGGUAGAUGCAAAAAUAAGCCCCAAGUUUUGUGAUUAAAUUCAUUCCUGUCAAGCAAUUUCUGUUAUUACCUGUCACCCACUUUACCUUGAGUUUACCAUCCAGUUCUGUUUCACGUGUUCACCUGUUGUGAACUGUCUUCUCGGGCUGGCCCAAAUAGCUGCAUUCAGGAUCUGUGAUAAUAUUGAUAACCCAUUCUUACCUCAGGUCAUGCGUUUUAUUUGAUGUAGCUGAUUUACAGAAAUCAGCCACCUUUAGCAUCGCUGAGACCGGCUACUGGGGAGUGUAGUUAAUUUACAGUCAGCUGAGUUUUGCUUUUUGGGAGUGGGUAUCAUUCAGAAAGAUUCCAGAUUAUUCACCCUCAGUUACUGGAUUGAAUUUGCUUUUAGUUCUCCAACUUCACGUUUGUAUCCACCUCUGAUGUCUUAUGGGCUGUAUUUAUUAAAUUGAAUGACGCAGUAAAGGUGAUGAUGUUUGUCAUUUCAUCUGGAUUUCUUGUCACAGCCUGUGUCGUUUGACAAUUAGUAAAUGAAUGCACAUAAGUGACUUGUGAAGUACAAAAAUAAAAAGAUGCUUCAUGAAAG